This is a messenger RNA of Sapajus apella (tufted capuchin), 1627 nucleotides long. RefSeq names its product testis expressed 13B (gene TEX13B). NCBI's taxonomy places the organism in Eukaryota, Metazoa, Chordata, Mammalia, Primates, Cebidae. The record is from RefSeq and is a predicted model, not a curated record. The transcript has 4 exons. Bases 227 to 973 code for a protein of 248 amino acids.
GAGGCCUUCCUCACUCACUCCCUUUCACCCCUAGAGUCUCUGGAAAUUGGAACAGUCCCAGAGUAAGUGCCUCAAAGGCUGGCCCUGAGGCUUUCUUUCUGCACAGCCCUAGGAGGGAGAAAGGCCCCCUUCUCUUUUCAGGUGUGUUAGGCAGCUAGGUUGGCCAGUACGUCCUCUGGCCCCUGGCUGAAGAGGGCUAGCGAAACCAUUAAGCCCCUAGGCGACCAUGGCCCUGAGACCUGAGGACCCCAGUAGUGGGUUCCGGCACAGCAAUGUGGUGGCAUUCAUCAACGAGAAGAUGGCCAGACACACAAAAGGCCCCGAGUUCUAUCUCGAGAAUAUAUCCUUAUCCUGGGAGGAGGUGGAAGACAAGCUCAGGACUAUCCUGGAGAACAGCGAGGUGCCCAGCGAGGUUAAAGAGGCUUGCACCUGGGGCAGCCUGGCCUUGGGCAUGCGCUUUGCCCACAGGCAGGCAGAAUUACAAAACCACAGGGUGCAGUGGCUGCAAAACUUAGCCAAACUGCACAGAUCAGCUGCGCUGGUCUUGGCCUCAAACCUGACGGAACUCAAGGAAAAGCAGGAGAUGGAAUGCAAUGAGGCGACCUUCCAGUUGCAGCUGACCCAGACCAGCCUUGUGGAGGUGCAGAGAGAGCGGGACAUGCUGAGAUGGAAGCUCUUCCAUGCCGAGCUGUCAUCUCCCCAGGGUCAGAGCCAGGCUAUUGUGUUUCCAGGCCUGGCCACUGCUGGAGGGGCUUGGACAGAAGGAGCAGAUGAACAGGAAAAAGAGGUGGCUACUGCCGGUGCUGCUAGAGAAGGAGAGGAGAGGUGGAAGGAUGAGAAGGAGUUACAUCUGGACCAGACUGAGACACAACUGGAGGAACCCUGGACAUUGCCCAAGGCCUGUGGGUAUAUAGAGACUGAGAAUCUGUCAUGGCCCUGGGACAUCUCUGCAGCAGCUAAACAUGAUUUUUAGGUUGUCUCCUGUUGGGAAUGGACAGUCAUCAGGAUUGAGGGCCAGAUUCCUAGCCUGCAGUUUUCAGAAAUGUCUUUGGGCUUGUUUAUAUUCCUCUAGAACAGGGUUUUUCAAUCUCAGUACUCUUGACAUUUGGAACUGGGUAAUUCUUUUUUGCAGAGGGGUGUCCAGUACACUGUAAGAUGUUUAGCAGAAUUCCUGGCCUGUACCUACUAGUUGCCAAAAGCACCCAUCCCUUAGCACCAGUUGUGACAACCCAAAAUGUCUUGAGAUACUGCCACAUGUCCACUAGAGGGCAAAAUUGUUCCUGAUUGGAAAAUGAGGUACUUGGGAGCAGUCAAAAUGGGAAGAAUUAGGAGAAAAAGGUCAAUGAGGCUGAGGGGCCCUCUCAGGAGCUGAAAAGUAUCCACUGGGUCUGGCAUUUACUCUGAAUCUUCCAGCAGAUCUAGGAGAGUGGCAGGGGAAGAAGCCAAACUGCAGAAGUGAGGAGUGAGGAUUAUGUGGAAUCAGUGAGGGAGGCUCUUCCUCAAGGACUCUUGGCUGUGAAGGGAAGGGUUGAAGUGGGAUACUCAGUUGAGGGAGGGCUUUUUUUUUCUUUUUUUGAAACAGAGUCUUGCUCUGUCACCCAGGCUGGAGUGCAGUGGUGCAAUCUCA